This is a messenger RNA of Bolinopsis microptera, 2225 nucleotides long. Its product is annotated as FAS-associated factor 2-like. The record is from RefSeq and is a predicted model, not a curated record. The transcript is spliced from 3 exons. Bases 22 to 1602 code for a protein of 526 amino acids. Gene Ontology annotation, cellular component: endoplasmic reticulum. Gene Ontology annotation, molecular function: ubiquitin binding. NCBI's taxonomy places the organism in Eukaryota, Metazoa, Ctenophora, Tentaculata, Lobata, Bolinopsidae.
UAUAUAACAAAUAAUUUGAGCAUGGUAAAUUAUGGAGAUGUAAAUGAAGUGAACGAUCAAAAUACCCCUCCCGAGUCAGACAAUGGUACCAGGGAACCAAACCAAAAUGACAUCAAUCUAAAUCAAGAUGAGAUUCUAAGUCAUUUUCAGGAAGUAACAGGUAAAACUGAAGUAGAAGAAUGUUUGAGACUCCUGGAUGAGUCAAAUUGGAACCUUGAACAAGCAGUGCAACUCUCCUUCAAUCCCCUACCUCCAACACCUCCCAUGGAGACAAUGCCCUCCAACAGUAACGAAGAAGUACCCUCUUCAAGCAGCCAGCCCCAGACCUCCAGACUUUCAGAACAUCUUACAUCCAGCAACUUUGAUAAUGAAGUGCGGCAACGCCUUAUCACCAGUUUCAAUAACCCAGCAUUGAAUCCUGAAAAUGCAAACUUUAUCGGUCCACGACUGAGCAGUUUGCAGGGACCAGUCAUUAACAGACAGAACAGAUCAGUUGUUCAAACUUUAUUCGGAAGUUUUUGGAACAUAAUUCUCUGGCCCAUGACAGUAGCCUAUAAAAUUGUACAGACAAUCUUCCACUUUGCUUUAUCACUUUUCUUUAGCCCAGGACCACCAACCCAGCGUCAAGCUGGUCAGGAGGUAGAGAGGUUUAUCACCGAGUUUGAUAACAAACACGGUGUCCUCCACCCCAGGCUGUACCACGGCACAUACCGUGAGGCUGUGAGCCAUGCCAAGCGGCACUUGCGCUUCCUCUUUGUGUAUCUGCACAACGAGGACAACCCCACCUCAGUGCAAUUUGCUAACAAUGUCAUCUGCACCAAUCUCCUGAAGAGUGUGGUAGAGGACAACCUACUGUACUGGAGUUGCUCUGUCAAGAAGAGGGAAGGAGCGUGUGUUGCUGAAAGUCUGAACAAUGCAAAAGCUCCCUUUAUCGCCCUGCUCUGCUACAAAGAAGGACAGAUGAGAAUGGUCUACAAACACCAGGGCGCUGCCACUGUAGAGCAAAUUAUCUCGCGAUUAACCACUUCCAUCGUAGAAAAUGAGCCCCAUCUGAACAGACAACGCAGAAGUAGAAACCAUGAACGUGUGAGCGAAAGCACGUCUUCUCAGCUGAUUAUGCAAGAGCAAGAUGUAGCGUAUCAGGAGUCUUUGUUAAGAGAUCAGGAGCGUACCAGAAAGAAGGAGGAAGAGGAGAGGGCAAUAAGGAGGAUACAGGAGGAGCAGGAGCGACAGGAGAGGGAGAAGCAGGAGAAAAUAGAAGCACGAUUAGCACUCCGUCUGAAGCUGCAAGAGAACCUUCUAGAACAAACCAAAGAAGAUACUUUGUCCUUGCUUUUCCGACUUCCUAACGGUUCCAGAGUCUCUAGAAAGUUCUCUCCAGUUGCCACAAUUAAAGAUAUCUACGAGUUUGCCCUAACAUGUGAUGAUUCCCCCAUUUUCUUCACGCUUGUCAGUAAUUUCCCCAAACGAGUGCUACCUGUGGAGGGCGAUGCACACCACAAGACUUGUGAGGAGAUGGGAAUACAGAGUGCUACAACCCUGUUCGUCCAGGAGAUAAUCAGUGAUGACGAGGAAUCCAGUGCCAGUGAGGCUGAGAUGUGAGAGAAGUGGAGAAGUGGUAUUUGAAAUACAUGUGAUGAGCUAAACUGCAAAAUGAAUUACAUGUGUUUCUUAUGAGACUUUUUGAGCACUGCUUGAAUCAGCAGAACUGUUAAGAAUUUGUUGCUAUUAUUGGUUUUUCUAGACGUUAUGAUAAAAUGUUCACUGUUCCGUUUGUCAGAAUAUUUUGUCUUUGUCAACUAAGUUUUAGUUUUGUACCCUGAAUUGUGACCGAAUUGUUUGCACUUCAUCAGUUUUAAAAACGUAACUAUUCAAGUGUGUGAUUAUGUAAACUAUUUGUGCCUGGGUUUUUUUGAAUUAUUAUCUCUUUACAUAACAUUUUAGCUGAACAAAAUGUAAAUUAAGUACGAACUUCGGGCGUCGUCAAGUUACUAUUUUAACUGAACUGAGAUUUUAUGACCACGAACAAGUACAAGAUAUCUGAUAUUAUCAUGUGUAUAAUAAUUAUUAUUUAAGUCAGGUAACUUUAUCACAACUUUAUUUUCGAGUUUGAUAUAAUGAAAGAAUACGUCAUCGUGUGUUUAGUACUUGCAAACCAAGUUUCAAUAAUAUGUAAAUUGAAUUAUAUCGGUUGUAAAUUGUAAUUCUAUAUUUACCGAAGCAUA